AUGCUCAAGUCUCGGCUCCGCAUGUUCCUGAACGAGCUGAAGCUGCUGGUGCUGACGGGCGGGGGGCGGCCCCGGGCCGAGCCGCAGCCCCCGGGGGGCGGGGGGAGCGGCUGCGGCUGGGCGCCCUUCUCGGGCUGCUCCGCCCGGGACGGCGACGGCGACGAGGAGGAGUACUACGGGUCGGAGCCGCGGGCCCGGGGCCUGGCCGGCGACAAGGAGCCGCGGGCCGGACCCCCGCCGCCGCCCGCGCCGCCCCCGCCGCCCCCGGGCGCGCUGGACGCCCUGUCCCUCAGCAGCAGCCUGGACAGCGGGCUCCGAACCCCCCAGUGCCGGAUCUGCUUCCAGGGCCCGGAGCAGGGGGAGCUCUUGAGCCCUUGCCGCUGUGACGGCUCCGUGCGCUGCACACACCAGCCCUGCCUCAUCCGUUGGAUCAGUGAGAGGGGCUCCUGGAGCUGUGAACUCUGCUACUUCAAGUACCAGGUCCUGGCGAUCAGCACCAAGAACCCACUGCAGUGGCAGGCCAUCUCUCUGACGGUCAUUGAAAAGGUCCAGAUUGCCGCCAUAGUUCUGGGCUCGCUGUUCCUGGUUGCCAGCAUCUCGUGGCUCAUCUGGUCCUCGCUCAGCCCUUCAGCCAAGUGGCAGCGGCAGGACCUACUCUUCCAGAUCUGCUAUGGCAUGUACGGUUUCAUGGAUGUCGUUUGCAUUGGCCUCAUCGUCCAUGAAGGCUCUUCUGUCUACCGCAUCUUCAAGCGCUGGCAGGCUGUGAAUCAACAGUGGAAGGUCCUGAAUUAUGAUAAGACCAAGGACAUAGGAGGAGAUGCAGGAGGAGGGGCAGCAGGAAAGCCAGGCCCCAGGACCUCACGGACGGGCCCCCCAGCUGGGGCCCCCAGUCGGCCCCCAGCUGCCCAGCGCAUGCGGACGCUCUUGCCUCAGCGCUGUGGUUACACAAUCCUGCACCUCCUUGGACAGCUGCGGCCACCAGAUGCCCGGUCCAGCUCCCAUUCUGGCCGAGAGGUUGUCAUGAGGGUCACCACAGUCUGACCUGGACUCCAGGAGCAGGGAUCUUAAGUCAGUGCAUCAGCCAGAGAUGAGAUCUUCUGGCUGCUGGAGGUAACCACCUGGACAAGGUGUUUGGGGCACAGUGCUCCCACCAUUGAGGAUCUCUGUGAACAGCCUCCAGCUGGAGACAUUGUCUGGCCUCUACUACCUAUGGGUUAGAGACACCUGGAUGACAUUCCAGCUCCCACCGACACCGCCUCACACUCAUCCUGAGAUGGCCAGUGGGCAGGCGGAGAGAGCAGCUUUUCUUCCUAGAGAGAACCAUCUUUACCUCAGCUCUAGGGCCUCCAGCCCUCUGGCUCCACCAUGGUGACUUGGUGAAGGGAGACCAAUGCCAGAAAAAAGGGGGCUGUAGACCCCUAUUCCUCACCCCAUGGCCACAGGGCAUCUGGCAAUAAGACUAGUAAACAUUGACCUCCCGUUCCGUUCCCUGCAUGAGGGCGGGGGAUUUCCCCCUGCUCCACUCCCCCCCAUUGCAUGGGGGAAGGGCAUAAAGAAUCAUUUAUAUGCA
This is a messenger RNA of Jaculus jaculus (lesser Egyptian jerboa), 1570 nucleotides long. It is a transcript of the gene Marchf9, whose product is annotated as membrane associated ring-CH-type finger 9. The transcript has 4 exons. The record is from RefSeq and is a predicted model, not a curated record. NCBI's taxonomy places the organism in Eukaryota, Metazoa, Chordata, Mammalia, Rodentia, Dipodidae. Bases 1 to 1041 code for a protein of 346 amino acids. Gene Ontology annotation, biological process: protein ubiquitination. Gene Ontology annotation, molecular function: ubiquitin-protein transferase activity; zinc ion binding.